GGAGAUGAGUGAGGUCCUGGCGUCUCGAAAUGGCCUCGCUCGUCCGCGAUGCGAGAGUGCCGUCUGUUAAGUGAUGCAGGGCUGAUUGACCACCGCACAAUGCUCGCAACGUGCCUUCUGCUGCUGACCCUGCGGUCGGCCGGGGGUGUUGUGCCUUUGAGGGUGCAGCCCGAGACCGCAGUGCAGAAGCAGGAGAAGGAUCUGUACAUCGGUGCAAUCUUUCCCAUCAACGGCACUGGCGGCUGGCUGGGGGGCCAGGGGUGCCUACCUGCUGCCCUCAUGGCCCUGGAGGAUGUAAAUGCUGUGCCCAAUUUGCUGCCCGGGUACAGGAUGAAGAUGCCCUACAAUGACAGCCAGUGCAACCCGGGUCUCGGAGCCACGGUGAUGUACGACCUGCUCUACAACCCUCCGCAGAAGCUAAUUCUUCUGGGCGGAUGCUCCAUCGUCUGCUCCACCAUUGCGGAAGCCGCCAAAAUGUGGAACCUCGUAGUUGUAUCUUAUGGUUCGAGUUCCCCUGCAUUGUCCAAUCGGAAGAGAUUCCCAACCUUCUUUCGAACGCACCCAUCCGCCACCAUUCACAACCCGACCCGGAUCAAGCUGUUUCAGAAGUUCAAGUGGUCCAGGAUCGCCAUCAUCCAAGAAGCCGAAGAAGUUUUCAUCUCAACAGGUGAGGAUUUGGAGGCUCGGUGCAAAGAAGCCGGCAUCGAAGUGGCCACUCGCCAAAGUUUCAUCUCUGAUCCGACAGAUGCAGUCAGAAAUUUGGUGCGACAAGAUGCCAGGAUAAUUGUGGGAAUGUUUUACGUAGCAGCUGCUAGGAAAGUAAUCUGUGAGGCCUACAAGCAGAAGGUGUACGGCAGACAGUACGUGUGGUUCCUGAUUGGAUGGUACGAGGAUGACUGGUAUACGUUCAUCGACAAGGCCCACAACUGCACAGUGGCAGAGAUGAAGGAGGCUGUGGAGGGGCACCUCACUACCGAGGCACUCAUGCUGAACCAAGGGGCAGAGCCCACCAUCUCGGGAAUGACCUCAGAGCAAUUCCUGGAGCGCUACGAAAGAGAACUGAAGAAUUAUAAUUACGUGGGACGGAGGCCCGUGGGCUACCAAGAGGCUCCUCUGGCGUAUGAUGCCAUCUGGGCGAUCGCGCUGGCCCUCAACAAGACCAUCAACCAGCUGAAGGCGCACAACCAGUCCAUUGAAGACUUCAGUUACACCAAUGACGACAUCGCCAAGCAAAUCUACUCGGCCAUGAAUUCGACGCAGUUCCUCGGCGUCUCGGGGUACGUGGCAUUCUCUUCAAAAGGCGAUAGAAUCGCUUGGACCCAAGUAGAACAAAUGAUAGAUGGCAAUUAUACCCUGCUUGGCUACUAUGACACGCAAACAGAUAACCUAACGUGGCUGAAGAAAGAAAAAUGGACAGACGGCAAGCCUCCUCCGGACCGCACGAUCAUCAAGAAAGUGCUGCGCACCGUUACUCUGAGUCUCUUUAUUGGCAUGACCGCAGUGUCCGGACUCGGCAUCCUCUGGGCACUAGGGCUGCUCAUCUUCAACACCAUAUUUAGACAUUCAAGGUAUAUUGCACUGUCUCAUCCCAUGUGUAACAAUAUCAUGUUGGUAGGGAUCAUCUGUUGUCUCCUGUGUGCCUGUCUUCUCGGCUUGGACGGACAGUUUGUUGGAGAGGCCAGCUUCAACCACCUGUGCCAGGUGAGGGCUUGGCUUCUGACGGUUGGAUUCACCCUUUCCUACGGUGCAAUGUUCUCAAAAAUCUGGAGAGUUCAUAAACUCUCGACGAAAGCGAAGACAGACCACAAGAGAAAAUACAGCUGGAAACUCUACUUCAUGAUAGGCAUGCUCUUACUGAUGGACGUUCUGAUCCUGUCCGCGUGGCAGAUCAUCGACCCCCUCCGUCGCAAAAUGGAGGUUUUCCCCUUGGAGGACCCGGAGUUCAAAGAGGAGGACAUCAAGAUUGAGCCGCAGCUCGAGCAUUGCGAAUCCGAGAAUAACGCCGUCUGGCUCGGUAUCCUAUACGGUUACAAAGGACUCCUCCUCAUUUUCGGUAUUUUCCUGGCGUACGAGACACGCAGUGUGAAAAUCAAGCACCUCAAUGACUCCCGACUGGUUGGAAUGAGCAUCUACAACGUUGUGGUCCUCUGCCUCAUCACCGCUCCAGUGACCCUCGUAAUCAGCAGCCAGACGGACGCCACCUACGCAUUUGUGUCCCUCGCCAUCAUUGUCUGCUCCUUCCUGUCCAUGGCGCUCAUCUUCAUUCCGAAGAUUAUGGAACUAAUUCGCCGACCACGAGAAAGAGUCGACUGCAGAACUCUGACAGACACCAUUACAAGCCGGGAGGAAGAAGACAGGCAGCAGCGUCUUCAGCGGGAAAAUGAAGAACUACGACGCCAAAUCAUGGAGCGCGAAGAACAGAUCCGACAGGCCACUUUGGCACUCCAGGAAAGGAACGCCCUGCGGAAUCUUCAGCUGGCUUCCACCAUGGGAAGUGGCGACAGAGUCCGCAUCACCGUGGGACAAUACACCGACCUGCUGGCCCCCAAGGACAUCACUAAUGAUCCCACUUCGGAUUCGGGAUUCAUAACGGGCACAUCCAUGGCCAGAAGCUCCAGGUCAGACUUUGAGUUCUCAGAGUCCUACCUGUGAGAACUGGGUCUGCCCGCACACUACGAGUACUUAAUUACUUGAUGUCCAGUGGCAUCCCGAUCUUCUUGGAGACCAGGUUUUCUGAAUUCGGAAUGAAUACCAAUGCCAGACUUCGAUCCUUUGAAACCAACUGGAACGGUUUAUCUCUGGUUUCUGAAUUAUAAUAACAAUUCACUCUUGUUUUCGAUUCAUUUUAAAAUCACACUCUGCUUCGACAUUUUGGUUUGGAUUCUUUAUUAUUCAACAUUAAAUUUUAUCUCUGAAUAUAAUUAUGUUGCAAUAUAAAAGUGAAACAAAUGUUACACUUAUUCCAACCCAAUUAAUAAUGCAGGAUUAGGAUAAUCGAAAACAGCGAUAAAGAUUACACCUGCGAAUGAUUGUAUGUUGAUUAUGAGCCACUUCAAUGAACGUUCGGUAGCAAUAACAGCUACCCGAAAAAUGUGUGUGUGUUUUUCAUACAACUGCAAUUUAACACAUAAUUUAAGUUGCUUUAGAUUCCAUCGACGAAGAUCUGAAAUUCCAAAAUGAAGAAAAGGGUAUUCUCAUCUAUGAUUCUGUACACUUGGCAAAACAUCAGGCUAAAUUUAUCAGUCAAGUACACAGAAUUGGUUGCACUUUCAAUAACCUGUUGAAGCACUGGAAGGUUAUUAAGAGAAAAGAGUUCAUUCUUAAGAGCAAUCUCAGUAAAAAUAUCUUGCAAUCAAUCUUUAAAAUACACAAACUAAAAGCCAAAAUUUUAUGCAAAUAAAAUGAUAUAUAAUAACUCCUUUUUAAUCAAAUGUAUAAUGGUGCAAAUUAAGAUUUCAUUUUUUUUUUUUUUAAAUUAGUGCCUAUAAUAUAUGGAUAUGCAAUAAUAUGACUCUUUAAAAAACAUCAAAUAUUCUUGUUUUAUUUAGCUUUAAUUAUCAGCAUAUUUUUAUGACUGAACAGGAAAACACAUUAAAGGAAUUGUUCAAAGAAUUUUAAUAACUGAUAGAUAGACAGAAUCACAAGAUUUUAAUCAAAUGCCAAAUUUUCAUCAGCAGAUUAAAUUCUACAAGAUAUUUGGAAUCUAAAUAGAAGUUUGAGUGGGAAUUGCAACAUAACACAGAUUAGAUUCUAGUAUAAACUAAUUAUAUGGUACUUUUCCGUUAACAGUCUCAAAAUAAUCACCAAAGUAAUUUGAAUGUGAUGGCCUUUGCCAUAUUCAAUCUUAGCGAUCAAUGUUGGCAGCAAAACAGGAGAAAAAAUGCCACCAUUUCUGCUUGGCUCCAAUUAAAUCCCACAAAGAUAGUUAGAAUUUAGUGUGUUUUGCCUAGAGCUUUGUUAACAACCAAAGUACCAUUUAAACCCUAUUCCAUCUAGUUCUGCAACUGCACUUUAAUUAGUGUUCCAAUGCAUCUUUUCAUGAAAAGCAUUCAUUUGGCAUUUUCAGAUAAUAUAAAUAUUGAACAAACAAUUUGUAAUCUAACAUGUUAGAUAUUCAGUAAUAUUUAUCACCAAAAAAGAUUGUUAUAUAACAUCCAAUAUUUUAAAGAUUUCAUGUAUUAGAUCAUAUUAUUUCACUUCAAUAUGCAUAUUGGUAUCAGAGAAUGAAAGAAAUCUAUAUUAAUCCUCAAUUCCAUUAUCAGCCCAUGAAUUAACAUAGUACUGAUAUUAAUUAUGAAUCUUUGAGAAUCAACUGAACUUUCUUUGACCACCAGUACAUUUAGACUCUAUAAAAUUUAUACAAAUACCAUAAAAUCAGAAAUAACAACACUCAUGAAAAUUUAACAUACAGAAUAUGGUAUGUUAAAAUAUUAUAAACAGUUUCCAUGGCAAUAAAAUUGUUUGGAAAUAUUUUAAUAGUCCAUUUGUAUUAAUAAAACAAUCACAGGAACUAAAAUUCACUGCAUAAAUAUUUUUUCAAAGUGAUAUUUAUGACAUUGUACAUAAAGUGUAAAUACAAUGAAUGAAAAUUAUACUUGAUAUUUUAACUUUCUGUGAAGCUUAAAAACAAAGUUAAUGAAUUGUGAAUUGUAAUGUACAUGAUGCAUAUUAUGAUAGAGAAUCAUAUUUAAACUGCAUGCAAAGAUAUAUUCAAAGAAUAAUAUGUUAUUUCAUAAUGCUUAUGGUAGUUAUUUAUUGUUAGAUGUUACUUUUUUAUUCUUGUAAGAAAUACUGUAGCUUUUAUCUUAAUUGGAAAAUUAUACCACUGUUUUAUAAUUAUAAGACAAAACGAAUCAUUUAACACCAUGUUUAAUAUGGUAAGCAUGCAUUUUAAGAAAUAUGAUUAUUCUAAUCACUGUUAAUUGAUGAGGUGUUUAACUGCAUUUUCUUUUUUUACAUUUCAGAAGCAAAUACGAAACACAGGUCUGAAAUAAAUAAGUCUAAACAGUA
Argiope bruennichi is the source of this 5010-nucleotide messenger RNA. It is a transcript of the gene GABA-B-R1, whose product is annotated as gamma-aminobutyric acid type B receptor subunit 1-like. Gene Ontology annotation, biological process: G protein-coupled receptor signaling pathway; gamma-aminobutyric acid signaling pathway. Gene Ontology annotation, cellular component: G protein-coupled receptor heterodimeric complex; membrane. Bases 49 to 2652 code for a protein of 867 amino acids. The transcript has 17 exons. Lineage: Eukaryota; Metazoa; Arthropoda; Arachnida; Araneae; Araneidae. The record is from RefSeq and is a predicted model, not a curated record. Gene Ontology annotation, molecular function: G protein-coupled GABA receptor activity.